GCUCCAACUCCUCCUAAUAUAACUGAAUGGCCGCGUUGGCGUUUGAGAACUACUACUGCAACUCGGCCGUGCGAUCACAGAGGCCAGUUGUAGUAGUAGCUAUGUUGGCCUUAUUUUUUACAACAACAGUUAGAGUCGUGGACGGAGGAGCAGUCGACGAAUGUGCCCAGCAGCUAGUAGGGAUGGCGACGUGUCUGCCUUACGUUGGGGGUGAAGCCAUGGCUCCAACACCCGACUGUUGCAGUGGUCUGAAACAAGUCCUCAACAACAACAAAAAGUGCCUCUGUGUCAUCAUUCAAGAUCGCAAUGACCCUGAUUUGGGCCUACAGAUCAACGUCACUCUUGCUUUGGGCCUGCCCUCCGUCUGCCACGCCGCCGCUAAUGUCUCCAAGUGUCCAGAACUUCUACACUUGGAUCCCAAAUCACCAGAAGCUCAGGUGUUCUAUCAAUUACAGAACAACUCAACGCAAGCCGCCGCCAAUAGUCCUACCCCAACUCCAACUCCAAGUCCGGCUGAAGGUCCCCUAAGUGGCAUAAGUUCGAGCAGCUGGGCAGCUCGAGAGCGUGGUGGCAUGGUUUUGGUCGGAGAGUGGAACUCUUGUUGGGGCUUCACCUUGAUGAUAUGUGCGGUUUUGGUCAUGUUCAUCUAGAUGCUUGAAAUGGAUUGUACUCUUUUGUUUUUUGUUUUUCUAAUUAAGUAAUGGGCUGUACUCUUCUAACAGAGAAAUAAAGAUAAAAAUUAAUUAUACCA
Messenger RNA from Fragaria vesca subsp. vesca, 751 nucleotides. RefSeq lists its product as uncharacterized. The record is from RefSeq and is a predicted model, not a curated record. The coding region runs from base 27 to 650 and encodes 207 amino acids. Lineage: Eukaryota; Viridiplantae; Streptophyta; Magnoliopsida; Rosales; Rosaceae. Gene Ontology annotation, molecular function: lipid binding. Gene Ontology annotation, biological process: lipid transport. The transcript has 3 exons.